Hemisphaericaspora subhashii is the source of this 1569-nucleotide messenger RNA. RefSeq lists its product as uncharacterized. Gene Ontology annotation, cellular component: plasma membrane. The record is from RefSeq and is a predicted model, not a curated record. Bases 1 to 1569 code for a protein of 522 amino acids. Gene Ontology annotation, biological process: transmembrane transport. Gene Ontology annotation, molecular function: transmembrane transporter activity. Lineage: Eukaryota; Fungi; Ascomycota; Pichiomycetes; Serinales; Debaryomycetaceae. The transcript has a single exon.
AUGAAUACGAAAACUGAAGAACCGCUUCCUAUCGCAGCCAAAGUAGAUUCGGAAUCUCAUGAUUCAACCCUGAAACGAGAAAGUCAACACCUUAUAAACCUUGAAUCUUUGCCUGAUGAGUAUUCCCCAGAAGCAGAAACAUCAUUACAAUACAGAGUUGAUGCUUUGGCCAAAGAGUAUGGUAUAAACCAGAAGAAGCUCAUGUGGAAGAUCGAUUUUUGGGUUGUUCCUCCUUUCUGUCUUUUGUAUUUCCUUUCAUUUCUAGACCGUGUUAACAUUGGUAACGCUAACCUUUAUGGUUUGUCCAACGAUUUGAACUUGGUAGGUGAUCAAUACAAUAUUGCUUUGCUUGUAUUUUUUGUUCCAUACAUAUUCUUUGAAGUCAUUGCAAACUACUUAAUGAAGAUUAUUACUCCGCACAUAUUAUUAUCUGGCGUUGUUUUAGCAUUUGGUGCUAUAUCAAUCGGAAUUGGAUUUGUUAAGAACUUUGGCGGAUUAAUUGCUUGUCGUUUCUUUAUCGGUGUCACAGAAGCUGCAACUUUCCCAUCAAUCUUUUAUCUAUUAUCCACCUACUACUCCAAAUCAGAGGCGCAGAGAAGGUUCUCCGCCUUCUUUUCAUGCACUGUAUUAGCCGGGGCUGCUUCAGGAGCAAUUGCGUAUCGAAUAGAUGAUUUGGAUGGUGUUCACGGAAUUGAAAGUUGGAGAUGGAUCUUUAUUAUCGAAGGUGCAAUUACUUGCGGUUGCGCUGUCAUUCUAUUCUUUCUGAUUGCUGAUUUCCCUGAACAAGCAAGAUUCUUAAAUGAAAACGAACGCAUCUUUAUCAAAACCAAAUUGGAAAUUUUAUCAGGUAGCGCUUCUGCUUUUGAAAUUAAGAACCGUGUCAGCGACGUUGUUACUUGCUUCAAAGACUUGCUAAUCUGGUUGCCAGCCUUAUCAUACUUUGGAUUAAUCAUUCCUUCCUAUGGGUACGCUUAUUUCUCACCAGCAAUCAUUAGAGAAUUGGGUUAUACUGCUGUCAGCGCCCAACAGCAUACGGUUUACCCCUACCUUUGUGCUUUUGGCUUGAUGAAUGGUUCAGCUUAUUUGUCUGAUAGGAUGGGAAAAAGACUACCAUAUGCCAUCUUCUGUUCCAUAGUGGCAAUCGCAGGUCUUUCUAUGGUUUUAGCAGCUACAGACAAUCCUAGCGUACGUUAUACAGGAUGCUUCUUUGCAUGUAGUGGUUUAUUUAGUGCUAUGCCAUUGGUUGUAUGCUGGGCUGCAAUUAAUUUUGGUUCCCACAUUCGUAAAUCGGUUGGCACUGCAUGGCAGAUUGGGUUUGGUAAUAUUGGUGGUAUUAUCGCCACAUAUAUUUACCUAGGUACAGAUGCCCCUUACUAUAAGAAAGGGUUGGGUGUUUCCCUUGGUGGGGUUGUAUUUUCCAUUAUUUGCACGAAUAUCUAUUUCUUCUUUUGCUAUAGGAUGAACAAGAUUAAGAAAACAGAGACCUAUCAACAAGAAUUUGCUGCCUUAUCCGAGCGUGACCAAAUAAUGGCUGGAGACAGAAAUCCGAAGUUCACUUAUUUAUAUUAA